AUGAUGCAAAUGAUGGAGAGAUGGGGUCACCCGGACUGCGCGCAAUCAGAGGAAUGCACGGGCAAUCCUCAUUUGCGACUGAUCUGUCUGCUCUCGGGGGGCGAUGAAGGCAAGAUUUACUGCGAGGCGUGCUGGCGUCGACUUACCGAGCAAAAUCCAGAUCUCGUUGGCUUUUUGCGGGAUGGCGAGACGAGUGAAGAUCGACAAGCCGCAGCCGGCGUGGACAAGAAUCGUGGAAGUGUGAAUCCCUUGCAAGAUCAAGAAGUCCAACAGCUACGACUGGAGAACAUAAAGUUGAAACAAGAAAACCAAUCGUUGAGAAUGCAAUUGCAAGCCUUGCCUCCAGCAGUACUCGAAACUGCAGCCUGGAUUCGUGACGAGCUGCCUCGUCUCUUGAGGGCUUGUGUUUAUGUGAGCGACGGUUUUUUGGUGGACAUUCCCAUCUUAGCUCUACGACAAACACACGGGCAUGUCAAUGCAUCGCUCGCCUUCGGUGAUGAUCAUGGCAACUCCCAGGAGAGCAUCUUCAAGCUCGUUGAGCAGCUGUUUCGUGGUCGAGUAACACCUGGUGAAAUGGAACCAUUGCAAGUCAAGCUUCCCAAAGAUGCUGCAGAUGACCUUGGCAUCCGCUCCCGGAACAACCGCAGACUACUUGCAUUCAGGGCCUUGCAGAGCUGGACACUGGACGAGUGCAUCAAAGUGCCUUGUAUUGCACGUUCGCACAGCGCAUACUUGCGCGAUGCAAAGUUCAAGCGCUGGUUUGACAAAGGCGAUGAUGGCCUUUCAGGCUGGUCAAUUAGCAGCAGAGAGGGAAUAGCACAACACCGUGGUCGGCCGAUGUUCAACACUGCGGUUGCCACAGAGAUUGGAUUGAGACGGCUGGUCGAGCGGGAGAAAGCCCACGCCGAUGCCGAUUGGCAGAAGAUUGAGCCGGCCGAAAGGCUGCUUCGGGAUAUCAAGCGGCGGCCGGCUUCCAAGGACAACGACGAGGAGACACUGACCUUCGGCAGCAGAUCUGAGCACGCCGAGUCGUCGCAGCCUGCAGCGAAGGCUGUCGCAACGAAGUUGACGAAACCUCGACAUGGAAAGCAAGUGAAAGCAAGUGAACCCGAAGCCCAAAACCCCUGGUCCUGGGCAGCCCAGGACCCCGACCCCUGGUCCUGGGCAGCCCAGGACCCCGACCCCUGGUCCUGGGCAGCCCAGGACACCUGGGAUGACUAUUUGUAUGAUUCGGGCCGCGGCCUUUCAGAUUCGUUUAGAGCUGCUUCUGGUUUCUGA
Messenger RNA from Symbiodinium sp. CCMP2456, 1278 nucleotides. The record is from the annotation of a GenBank genome assembly. Lineage: Eukaryota; Dinophyceae; Suessiales; Symbiodiniaceae.